AUGACUCGUCCAGUGAAGACUCUCUCUGAGUCUAUUGACGUCACAUUUACCUCUGGGUCUACACCUCCCACAGUCUUCAACAAUAAUGAGUUGAUCAGGAUUGUGAUGGUGGGGAAGACUGGAGCUGGGAAAAGCGCCACAGGAAACACCAUUCUGGGACCAAAGUGCUUUAAAUCUGAGUUCUCCCCUCAAUCUUUGACUACAGACUGUGAUAAGGCCUUUGGUGAAGUGGAUGGACAAAAGGUUGCUGUUAUCGACACUCCAGGCCUGUUUGACACCAAGACCACUGAAGAGGACACCGUUCAAGAUAUUUCCCAGUGCAUUUCUUAUGCUUCUCCUGGACCUCAUAUCUUCCUGAUCAUCGUCAAACUGGGCACAUUCACAGAAGAAGAAAAGCAAACAGUGCAGAAGAUUCAGAAAAUAUUUGGUGAGGAAGCCUACAAAUACAGCAUGGUUCUCUUUACCCAUGGUGACCGGCUCAAAGGGAAAUCUAUCGAGGAGUUCUUGAAGGACAACAAAGAUCUGCAGGAACUUGUGGCCAAAUGUAACGGCCAGUACCAAGUGUUCAAUAAUGAGGUGGAGGAUCAUUCUCAGGUCAGCGAGCUGCUUGAGAAGAUCAGAAAAAUAAAUGUGCAGAAUGGAGGAACCUACUACACCACUGACAUGUUCAAAGAGGCAGAGAGAGUGAUUGAAGAGGAGAAACAACGACUCCUGAAAGAGAGAGAAGAGCAAAACCGCAAAAAGGAGGAGGACCUGAGGAAGAAAAUAGAGGAAAAGUAUGAGCGACUGAUGAGGGAGGAGAAGGCUGACAUAGAGAGGGAGAAUGAGUUGAGGGAUGCUCGUGAAAGAGAAAUGAGCGAGGAAAUAAAAAAACUGAGGGAGGAAAUAGAAAAACUGAAAAAAGAAAAGGAAGAGCAGGCCAGACAAAAAGCAGAGAAAAGCAAAAAAGUAACGUAUCGAAUCGGUGUCCAAGUUGAAUAA
Scomber japonicus (chub mackerel) is the source of this 981-nucleotide messenger RNA. RefSeq names its product GTPase IMAP family member 9-like. Bases 1 to 981 code for a protein of 326 amino acids. Gene Ontology annotation, molecular function: GTP binding. The record is from RefSeq and is a predicted model, not a curated record. Lineage: Eukaryota; Metazoa; Chordata; Actinopteri; Scombriformes; Scombridae. The transcript has 3 exons.